UCCGCUGAUUUGUCGCAGUCGCGCAGUUCCAUCUUCUCCUCUGUGGCCAUGGCUUCUUCCACCGCCUUCUUGUCCUCGCCGGUCGCCGCUCCCAAAUCCGCCAGGUCUUCGCCUUCUCUCUCUACUCCCUUCGCCUCGCCUUUCCCCCGCUCCCUCCGUAUUCAGCCCCGGGCGUCGCCGUCGAAUCUGCGGCCGCUGACUGUAGCCGCCUCCGUCCAGGUAGGACAGCAGGAAGCCGCGAAACCUAUCUCCUCUUCGCCUCCCCCGUCUCUUCCGUUCCGUGUAGGACACGGGUUCGACCUCCACCGUCUCGAGCCGAACCUUCCUUUAAUAAUCGGAGGGAUCGACAUACCCCACGAUCGUGGUUGCGAGGCCCAUUCUGACGGCGACGUGUUGCUUCACUGCGUGACCGAUGCGAUCUUGGGGGCGUUGGGGCUUCCGGACAUCGGCCAAAUCUUUCCGGACUCUGACCCGAAGUGGAAAGGCGCCGCUUCUUGGGUCUUCGUGAAAGAAUCUGUGAAAUUGAUGCACGAAGCUGGCUAUGAGCUUGGGAAUUUGGAUGCUACUUUAAUUCUUCAAAGGCCAAAGCUAAGCCCACACAAGGAAGCUAUUAGGGAAAAUUUAUGUAACCUUCUCGGAGCACACCCUUCAGUUGUAAAUCUGAAAGCAAAAACCCACGAGAAGGUCGACAGUCUCGGAGAAAACAGAAGUAUCGCAGCACAUACUGUUGUUCUUCUCGUCCGGAAGUAAAGCUCAUACUGCACCGAAAGUCGAGAAGGGAAUUCUCCAGUGAUACUAAGUAUCCAUGUAAUGAGAGUGCUAUUAGCAUGUUGUAUCAUUUUGUUUCUAUACCUUGUGAUGCAUAUGAUAAUGUUUGAAACCUUUAGAUUCUCCAAUAAAACUAUGAAUCCAUCCUUCUAUUUA
Messenger RNA from Zingiber officinale, 924 nucleotides. RefSeq names its product 2-C-methyl-D-erythritol 2,4-cyclodiphosphate synthase, chloroplastic-like. The record is from RefSeq and is a predicted model, not a curated record. The transcript has 3 exons. Gene Ontology annotation, biological process: terpenoid biosynthetic process. Gene Ontology annotation, molecular function: 2-C-methyl-D-erythritol 2,4-cyclodiphosphate synthase activity. The coding region runs from base 49 to 750 and encodes 233 amino acids. NCBI's taxonomy places the organism in Eukaryota, Viridiplantae, Streptophyta, Magnoliopsida, Zingiberales, Zingiberaceae.